AUGUACAUUCUUCUCGUGUGCGCGGACCUCUUUGGGGAGAAGUGCAACUUGGAGCUUGGCUUCUCUUCCAUGCCGACAAUUGCGGAGCUGCAGCGAAAAGUGUUGGAGGUGUUUCAGAUGGAGGCCAGCAUGCGACGACCGCCAGGGUACCCUGUGGCGAAUUUCACCAUUGUUCGCGUUCAGAUAUACGACGAUGCGCUCCUGAAGUGGGUGGAUCUCGUUUCGCAGACCCAGAUGCAUGAGUACGACCAGUUGUAUGUCUUUCAGCCGCAGACAUCAUGGCACACAGAUGUGCAGAAGGAUCUUCCACCGCCUCGUCCCCCAUCGCAAAGUUGCGCCGCAUCUGCGGUUCACUCGAUGGUGAAUUCGCCGUAUAAAAGUGCGGCUCCUUUAAGAAACGCGUCGUAUAGACACGAUACCCCGGGCGCAUCUACAAAUAGCAGCAUUGUUUUUUCACCCACAAAGAUGCUGUUGGAGGAGCAACGACGACGGGAGUAUGCGUUGCAGGAGGAAUUGAAUCGUGUUCGUGGGGAGUCAGCGCGGCUUGAGCGCGAGCUCAAUAUUGAAGAAGAAGAUAAUCGGGUACGUGGGCAGGAACAAAAAAUUCGCAUCCUACGUCAAAAAGAAGAGGAGGUUCGUCGUCAGCGAGAGAUACUUAUGCGCUGUGAAGAGGAGUUCCGCCAUCUUCAGUCUGACACCGUGCAGUAUUAA
This is a messenger RNA of Trypanosoma rangeli, 711 nucleotides long. Its product is annotated as calmodulin-like protein containing EF hand domain. Bases 1 to 711 code for a protein of 236 amino acids. Lineage: Eukaryota; Euglenozoa; Kinetoplastea; Trypanosomatida; Trypanosomatidae. The transcript has a single exon. The record is from RefSeq and is a predicted model, not a curated record.